Vicia villosa (hairy vetch) is the source of this 1791-nucleotide messenger RNA. RefSeq names its product protein GRAVITROPIC IN THE LIGHT 1. Gene Ontology annotation, biological process: response to red or far red light; negative gravitropism. Lineage: Eukaryota; Viridiplantae; Streptophyta; Magnoliopsida; Fabales; Fabaceae. The transcript is spliced from 2 exons. The record is from RefSeq and is a predicted model, not a curated record. The coding region runs from base 330 to 1616 and encodes 428 amino acids.
CUGUUAGUAAAAGUAAAACUUUUCAGAUUUUGAAACAACACACACAUUGAGAUUCCCGAUUCAACUCUUUUUCCCAAAAGUCCAAACACAACACCAACGUCAACAAUAAUAAAUUAAUACUAAUUCUCACAUCUCACGGAGUUACUGUUCCACAACCCAACACUCUUUUGCCACACUCUCAUACUAGUAUGUCACAAACACACAUCAUCAUCAUCAUCCCCAACACCAACAUUGUCCUGCUUCAUCUUCUUCAUCUCUUCACUUUCACUCCCCGAUGAAGGGUCACUAUUAGGUUGAUGUGUAAAGGUUAAAAAUUUGAACUUUAUAUCAUGGAGCUGUCAACAAACACUAAACCUGUGAAACCCAGCUCAAAUAUAUCAGAAAUGGUUUACAAAUUUGCCAAAGUUUGUAAGUUGAAGUCUAUUGGGGUUUUCACUUCUGAAACCCCUAAUCUUCAACAUUUGCAUAGACCUAUUGAAGUUCAACCUCACUCUAUUGUUGAAGUGAAAACCAAAGAGGAUUCUUGUGGUGAUUUGGGGAUCUUGAAUAAGAUAUUUGAUUCUGUUUUGGAUUUGAAGUUUGCAUAUCUUGAGCUGCAACAAGCUCAUAUUCCGUAUGAUCCGAAAAAGAUUGUGGCUGCUGAUGAUGCUGUUGUGGCUGAGAUUGGGAAGCUUUGUAAGAUUAAGAGGGAGUAUAAGGAGAAGCAAUCGAAGAAGGCGAUUAUCAAUGCGGAACUUUAUGAACUUUUUAUGAAGGAAAUUAUGGCAAAAGAGGCCUUUUUAGGGAAGCUUAAGUCUCGAAAAAGUGCGAAAGAUUCUAAGCUUAUUCGGUUGCGGCAACUACGUGAUGAUUUGGAAAUAGGGAACAAGAAUCUGAGUGAGAAAAUCAAGCAGAUUAGGUUAGAGGAAAGAAAAAAUUCGAGCGUUUUGAGUGUUGCUAAGUUUCAAGAUGUCUUUAAGGCUGCUUCGAAAUCUAUUCAUGAUUUUGCGAAACCGUUGAUUAGUUUGAUGAAAGCUUCGGGUUGGGAUCUUGAUAUAGCCACAAAGUCGAUCGAGAACAAUGCUGUGUAUUCGAAAAAAUGCGACAAGAAAUAUGCUUUCGAGGCCUACAUUGCUCGGAGGAUGUUUCAUGGGAUUGCAUUAACUUCCUAUGAUGUGAGUGAUGUUAUGAAGUUUGAUGACCCAUACGACGCACUAAUGGAGAAUCCCGAGUCAAAUUUCGCAAGCUUUUGCCGAGCAAAAUAUCUUCUAGUUGUUCAUCCUGAAAUGGAGGAGGCGUUCUUUGGCAAUUCGGAGUACCGCGAAUUCAUAGCAAGCGGCAAGCAUCCAAGAACAGAAUUCUAUCAGUUAUUUGCAAGAAUGGCAAAAUGGAUUUGGGUUUUGCUAGGAUCUGCAGUCACAAUAGACCCUAAUGCUACCAUGUUUUCUGUGAGCAAAGGAAGCAUCUUCUCAACCGCAUACAUGGAAUCUAUCGGGAAAGAAAACGAAUUCGCAAGUCCUUCCGACGAAGAACAACUAGUAACCUACAAAGUUCAGUUUAUGAUCAUGCCAGGGUUUAAAAUUGGACCGACUAUCGUGAAGUCUCGAGUCUAUGCUUCGCAACACCGUUCAAGCUAAAUGAUCGCCACUUUAACCGGUAAUUCGGCUUCUCGAACAGCCUAAUUUUGUGCUUGAAUACUUUUGAUGGUAACUUAGAUAGUCAAGAUAACAAUGACUUCUAGGAUAUGCUAGAACUUUGAAUCAUCAUCACUAUAUGUGUAAUCUUAAGACAUGAAUACUUUAUAUAUCUUUC